Messenger RNA from Myotis myotis, 3278 nucleotides. RefSeq names its product RAN binding protein 3 like (gene RANBP3L). Gene Ontology annotation, molecular function: GTPase activator activity. The coding region runs from base 411 to 1838 and encodes 475 amino acids. NCBI's taxonomy places the organism in Eukaryota, Metazoa, Chordata, Mammalia, Chiroptera, Vespertilionidae. Gene Ontology annotation, cellular component: cytoplasm; nuclear pore. Gene Ontology annotation, biological process: protein export from nucleus. The transcript has 14 exons. The record is from RefSeq and is a predicted model, not a curated record.
GUAACUCCGACCAGGCUCAGAAAUCACUUGACUUAACUCGGCUGCACUUCUUUCUGCUUGUGUGUAAUUACUCUAGCAGCCCUCUCUAAAGACGGGGGGCAUUAGAUUUCAUGUCAGCAGAGGGAGUCCAAACGGCCCAGACUGUCAUCUGUUGGAAAUAGUUACUGUGUAGGCUUUUACACUUGAAGGGGGAAACUUUUCAAUAUGCUCUGAAAUGAAAGAAGAACUUUGUGUUUUUAUCCAAGUGCACCGGCAUCUUUUUCUGUGGGGGCAGUCACAGCGGGGAAUGCUUAUUUUCAGAAUCACGACCAGGAAACACUUGGGAAUGUAUUAGAGAAGUACAUGGUUUACACGCGAGGACGGAUCCGCGCGUCCCUCUGUGCUUUGGGGUGACUGGCCCGGGGAAGGAGAUGCCCCAGAGACCCUGGAGCUGUGGUGAUACCGCCGGGACCAUGUCUGCUGUGCCAAGAGGAGGCGGCAGCCACCUGCUGCGCGGUUUGCACACCUGCAGGCCGAGGCUCCCGGAGGACCCGCAGCAGCGAGAAAAAUCUGUCAUUGCUCAACCAAUAUUUGUUUUUGAAAAGAGAGAGCAAUCUUUUAAGAGGCCUGCGGAAGAAACCCUGCACGAAGCAGCGGAACCUGAAUGUAAUGGUUUUUCAAGAAAGCGCAUACGGUCUUCAUCUUUUUGUUUGCAAACUACAGAUUCUCAGUCCCGAGGAGUGAAGAAAAACAAUGUUUUUAUGACACCAACUCUUGUGCAAAGGAGUGUUGACAUGAACAGUGCAGAACAAAGUCCUUUGAAACAUUCUGAACAUGUCCUAAGACCUGCUAUUUUGCAGCCACCUCGAGCUCAAAGUUGUGAAAAGGUAAGACACCAUGCAUUGGAACACUGCAAGACUAAAGAACAAACAAAAAAUAAGAUUUCUGAAAAGAACUCUUUGCUAAGUGAAAAUUUGCCAAAUGCUGGAAUUUCAAUCCAGCUGUCUACCAACCAGAUUCUUUUGGGUGCUGCAUCAGUAGGAUGUCAACCAAAUGAAGAUAAGUAUUCUUUUAAAAGCUGCAGUUCUAACUUCGUUUUUGGAGAAAACAUGGUAGAGAGAGUUUUGGGUAUGCAAAAACUCACCCAGCCUCAACUUGAAAAUGACUCCUAUGCCAAGGAAAAGCCAUUCAAAUACACUCUAAAAUUUCCUAUCAACUCUCCAAACUCAAGAACAGACACUAUUAAAAAUAUAUCCCUGAUUGAAUCAGCUGCUGCUCUCUCUUCCAAAUCAUCACCAAAAUACUUGCUGAAGAAAAUUGAUGUAAUAACAGGGGAAGAAGCGGAAUAUAAUGUGUUAAAGGUCAACUGCAAGCUUUUUGUGUUCAACAAAACCACCCGGUCCUGGACUGAAAGGGGCCGGGGAGCGCUGAGGCUGAAUGACACAGCUGGCAGUGACCGGGGGGCCUUCCAGUCAAGACUAAUUAUGCGCAAUCAAGGCAGCCUGAGGCUGAUUCUCAAUAGCAAACUCUGGACUCAAAUGGAAAUUCAAAGAGCGAACCACCAAAAUUUACGAAUAACAGCUACUGAUUUAGAAGACUGUAGCAUCAAAGUGUUUUUAAUUCAGGCCAGUGCCAAAGACACAGAAUCGCUGUAUGCAGCCAUACAUCACCGUCUUGUUGCUCUUCGAAGCUUCGAGAAGCAGAAAGACGUCAAUCAAGCUGAGAGCCAGGCAGAAGCAACUCUCCCACAACUAAACUGCGACAGCUGUGAUGAGGAUGAGGAUGGUUUCACCCAAGGCACUAAAAAUAGAUCAGAUCCUUCUAGGUGGACCCACCGACAGUCAGUUGCCUGUUCAUGAGUGCCACCUACUAUAACAUGACGACAUCUACACAAAGAUUGGUCACCAACUGAAAAUACUAAGCCGUCUUCACUAAACGAGAAGAUCCUUUUCAUCCCUUGAAGAGUUUUAAUAGAAAAGUUCAUGAAAUAUAUUUGUUGCAAUUGAAGUUUUUCUCUUAUGUAGUCUGGUAAUUCUGAGGUCUUACAUUUUGAUUAUUGUUGAGAAAAUGACAGAAUUUAAGAAAUACAUGGACUUUGGAAGUUCAAAAUGUGUCAUUUUUGGAGAAGUUAACUUAGAAUAGGAUUUGAUAACUAAUUUGGACUAUUCAUCACAUUGAUGGAUAUAAUAGUUAAAAUGAUAAAUUCCUGGAUUUGAUAAAUAGCUAAGUAAAAUCUUUAUUUUUUCAGUCAUGCAUUGUGUGGCCAUAAAACAAAUAUUUUAUAAUAUUUCCAGUCAUUUCUUUGAAAACCACUCUAACUGCAUAACAUUUCAUUAAAACAUGUUUUUCUUCUGAGACACGUGUAUUUUCAUUUAGCCUUUGGACUUCCUAAUACUGUAAGAUUAUGUACUCAUGUAUUCCUUUAAAGAGAAUAUUUGUUCUUAGACGCGUAUCCACUGUACCUUGUAUAUUCUUGACUGACAGCCAGCCUCCAAUAGUUGUUGAAGGAAUGUAUAAAAUACAUUACCUAUGUAUCAAAACAGUAAGUAUACAAAAACUGAAAUAAUUUAACUUGUCCUUUGCUUUAUUUAUGUAAUUGUCAUUACUAUUUGAGUGGGUGUGGCUGUAUAGAGACCUUUUUAAAACAAAUAUAUCACAAAUAGCCAAAUGAAAUUUUUCUCAAAAAUUCAACAGUAAUUUCAACAAUCAUGCAAGCGAGUUUUGAUGCCCCUCUUUCAAUUUUUGUUUCAGAGACACUUAAUGUGUCACACAAGAAAAUUAGUCUCAGUACUUAGAGCCAUAUUUCAUUUUCCAGUCCAGUUUGAUCAUCCCUGGCUUAAAAAUGACUUUAGAUUGUGACCCCUAAACAAUUCCCGUUAGCAGCAUCUUAGUCUGCUCCGUCUGCCAUAACAAAAUACCACGCACUGGGCUGAAACAACAGAACUUCAUUACUUCUCACAGUUCUGGAGGCUGGCAGGGUGGGUUCAUUCUGAGGCCUCUUCUCUUGGCUUGGAGGGGGCCACCAUCUCAUUGUGUGCUCCCGUGGUCUCUUCUUGUGGGAGCAUGGCAGAGAGAGAGAGAGAGAGAGAGAGAGGGAGAAAGCUCUCUGGGGUCUCUUCUAUAAUCUCAUCAGACCAGGCUCCCCCCACUCAUGCCCUCAUCUAACCCUAAUUACCUCCCAAAGCCCCAUCUCCAAAUACUAUCAUAUCGGUGGGUGGGAGGGGUAGAGCUUCAACAUAUGAAUUUCUUGAGAACAUUCAGUGUAUAACCAGGGAAUAAGAGUUACAACUCCAAAAUGA